This is a messenger RNA of Leucoraja erinaceus (little skate), 401 nucleotides long. Its product is annotated as serine/arginine-rich splicing factor 2-like. Gene Ontology annotation, molecular function: RNA binding. Bases 53 to 373 code for a protein of 106 amino acids. The transcript has 2 exons. The record is from RefSeq and is a predicted model, not a curated record. NCBI's taxonomy places the organism in Eukaryota, Metazoa, Chordata, Chondrichthyes, Rajiformes, Rajidae.
UUGAGCACACCAUGAGCUACGAUAGGAAGAUUUGCCACCAGAUAUAGAAGGCAUGACGAGCCUAAAAGUGGACAACUUGACCUAUCGAACUUCCCCCGAGACCUUGAAGAGAGUCUUCGAGAAGUACGGAGAAGUGGGGGACGUGUACAUCCCGCGGGACCGCUUCACGCGGGAGAGCCGCGGUUUCGCCUUCGUGCGCUUCUACGACAAGCGCGACGCGGAGGACGCAAUCGAUGCGAUGGACGGCGCCAUCUUGGACGGCCGUGAGCUGCGCGUGCAGAUGGCCCGCUACUCCCGGCCCCCCGACUCCUUCCGCCGAGGCGGGGGGGCGAGUAACCGCCGAGCCAGCCGCUACCGACGUAGCCGCAGGUGAGUCCGCAAACGCACCGCCGUCGAGAGAG